Messenger RNA from Vicia villosa (hairy vetch), 1304 nucleotides. RefSeq lists its product as uncharacterized. The record is from RefSeq and is a predicted model, not a curated record. The coding region runs from base 75 to 1106 and encodes 343 amino acids. The transcript has 8 exons. Lineage: Eukaryota; Viridiplantae; Streptophyta; Magnoliopsida; Fabales; Fabaceae.
AAAAUAAAUCUUUUAUCCCAAAAGAGGAGAAAGUAAAAAACAUUGAAGAAGAAGAACAAGCAACAGAAUCAGCAAUGGCAAUGACAAUGGGUACUAUUUAUGUCUCUUCCAUUUUCAAAGUUUCUUGUUAUAAUCAUAAUAAGGCAGUAACAGUAGCUGCACAGAAGAAGGAGAAGAUGAGUGUCCCUUACAAUCUAAAGGAAGGGCAAUCUCGUAUUUUCCACGAACUCCCUUCAGGGUUGAACAUGGAAGUUAUUGUCCAGAAGAGUAGAAAUGUUGUUGAAGAUGAAAAGUGUUACUGUCCACCUUUGGUAUUUGUUCAUGGAAGCUAUCAUGCUGCUUGGUGUUGGGCUCAACAUUGGUUGCCAUUCUUUUCUCAAUCUGGCCAUGACUGCUAUGCUCUCUCCUUGCUUGGACAGGGUGAAAGUGAUGAACCAAAAGAUAAAGUUGCUGGUACACUUCAGACACAUGCAAGAGAUGUUGCUGAUUUCAUUCAUCGAAAUAUUGGAUCGCCGCCCGUCUUACUCGGACAUUCAUUUGGAGGACUUAUUAUUCAGUAUUACAUUUCAAAUUUAGGAAAUGGCAGACUCAAAGAGAAUUUAUACCCGGAGCUAAUCGGAGCUGUCCUUGUUUGUUCGGUUCCUCCUUCUGGUAACAGUGGACUAGUCUGGCGAUAUCUCUUUUCGAAGCCGGUUGCUGCGUUCAAGGUUACAUACAGCUUGGCAGCAAAAGGUUUUCAAAGCUCUAUUUCUCUUUGCAAGGAGACGUUUUUCUCCGCCACGAUGGCCGAUCAUGAUGUUAAAAGAUAUCAAGAAUUAAUGAAAGAAAGUUCGCGGAUGCCGUUGUUUGAUUUAAGAAAACUGAACGCUUCACUUCCGGUUCCUUCAGUUCCAAACUCCUCUCUUAAAGUUCUUUGUUUGGGUGCAAACAAUGACUUCAUUGUGGAUGCAGAAGGACUCAAAGAAACCGCAGAAUUUUAUGGCGAGUCGCCGGUAUAUGUUGAAGGAGUUGCUCAUGACAUGAUGUUGGACACUUCAUGGGAGAAAGGUGCAGAAGUUAUUCUUUCAUGGCUUAAGGGCUUACACAAUCAACAAGAAGGAAAGUAGCAAAGGAAACUUUUGGUUCAAUCCAAAGUACUACUUUUGGAAUUUCAAGCUAGUUGACUUUCUUUUGUUUACUAUUGCAAUCCAACUUUUUUUACUUUCCAUAAUGUUGCAUUUAAUAAUCAUCUCCAUGGUUGACCCUCAAAAACAAUUAUUUCCAUUGAUUCACAAGAUUAUAUUGGAAGCAAAAAUUUAAAUAUA